AUGAGUCGACCGGAGUACGAGGCGCCAGCCGACGUGUUCUACAAUGCACUCGAGGCAAAAAAGUAUGCCCGCAGCUCGCGCAUGCAGGCGAUUCAAACGCAGCUGACAGAUCGCGCUCUCGAACUGCUUCUCCUCCCUGUAGCGGCUGAGGGAAGUGGAGAGACACAACCAUCCCUUCUUCUGGACCUUGGAUUCGGAAGUGGCAUCAGUGGAGCCCGCCUGGCGGAGAAAGGCCAUUUUGUGGUGGGAGUGGAUAUCUCCAAGUGCAUGCUCGAUGAGGCUGUCGACGCCGGAAACACCGAGGAGAAUGCGGACGCUAUUUUGGGAGAUCUCGGAAGUCCUCUCCGUUUCAGACCAGGUGUUUUUGAUGGAGCAAUUAGCAUUUCUGCUCUCCAGUGGCUGUGUAGUGCGAUUCGGACUGAAAGUCACAUCGCCAGUGAGGCGGCGGCAUCGAAUGCCGGCAACGGAGAAGAAGAUGAAGACAUGGACAGCUGUGAGGCAGAGGAUGGAAGACAGAACCGAUCGUCUUCUCUCAAGAGUCAACUAGGAGAAUCCGAACAGGCCUCAAUGGGCGAUGACGCGUCUGCGUCCUCUGACGGAGCGAUGUCAUCGGACAACGACUCGGAUUCUCCAACUUCGUCGCGCACUCUGGUUGCGCCUUCUCAAAUCGGAGACGCGAAAACAAAUGCGCCUUACAAGCGCCUACGAUGCCUCUUUCAGUGGCUGUUUGCGAGCCUGAAGACAGGCGGACGAGCAGUUCUCCAGUUUUACCCUGACUCGCCGCAGCAGGUCGAGAUGGUCACGUCAGCGGCACUGAGGAGCGGCUUUGGCGGAGGUAUCGUGGUGGAUUAUCCGAAUUCAACGAAGGCGAAGAAGUACUUCUUGGUUCUAUGGGUAGGCGGGAGUCACUUGCCAGGCCAGCAGCAACAGCUACAACAACUUCAGGCGGCAGCCUUGGGAGCAGAUGGGCCGAGCCAAAUCGAAUCUACUCGGAGAGAGAGACAAAAGCAACCUCGGCGAGGAAAGAGUAGCAAAGCCACAGUCAGUCGCCGUGAAUGGAUCGAGAAGAAGAAGGAGAGACAGCGUCUUCAGGGAAAGAAGGUCCGCCACCAGAGCAAGUACACAGGAAGGAAGCGGAAAGACAAGUUCUAAAGAGCACGGAUGCCGCUCCGUUUGGCGCACUUUUGAAAUUUACAUUUGUUUUUGCUUUUCCUGCAACUCUCGAAUGAUCCUGUGUCAUUUAU
Toxoplasma gondii ME49 is the source of this 1244-nucleotide messenger RNA. RefSeq names its product methyltransferase. Gene Ontology annotation, biological process: rRNA (guanine-N7)-methylation. The record is from RefSeq and is a predicted model, not a curated record. The coding region runs from base 1 to 1152 and encodes 383 amino acids. NCBI's taxonomy places the organism in Eukaryota, Apicomplexa, Conoidasida, Eucoccidiorida, Sarcocystidae. Gene Ontology annotation, cellular component: nucleolus. Gene Ontology annotation, molecular function: rRNA (guanine) methyltransferase activity. The transcript is spliced from 9 exons.